ACGCGACGUGAGCGCCCCGCCGUCGAUGCGCCAGGCAGUGGCAGAGCGGGCGCCGUGGCCCCGGGUUCCGGGGUGGAAGUGGUGGCGAGUACGUGGCGGAGCGGGGUUCGCCCGGCGAAGAGCCUGCGAGGGCUGGCGACCGAGGCCGGGCGCUGUGAGCGUGUGCGAGGCGGCCUGCGCCCGUCCCCACCCCUUCCCUCCCCUCCCCGCUAUAAAGGCAGUGCCGAGGGAUGCUGAGGCUACACAGGGAGCUCGGGCGGCAGUGCGGGUGUGUCGGUAACGCGUUGUGUCACAUGGCGAAGAGACCUGAGCUCCUGUGCGGAGCCUUGGCCGUCAUCUGCACCGUGGUCACCCUGCGCUUCGCCCUGAGUCGGGCAAAAGAUGUGGUCAAAUUGGCUCCACCACCUGUCCGGUUUCUCUCCCCCAACUCCUCCGUGAUUGAUCUUUACAUGGGACAGCUAGACCAAGUGGAGAGACACUGUCGCUUAUCUGAAGUUUGCGUUAUCCUCUUUUAUGCCCCUUGGUGUGGAGAGUCGAUUUCUGUCAGGGAAGAAAUUGAUCAGGUUGCAGGAGAGCUUCAGGAACAGGUGCUGUUCCUUGCUGUAAACUGCUGGUGGCAUCAGGGGAAGUGCAGGAAGCAGAUGAAUCUCUUUUAUUAUCCGGUGAUUCAUCUAUAUCAGAGGAGAUUUGGCCCUAUUGAGUACAGGGGACCUCUUACAGCUGCUUAUAUUCAUAGCUUCAUUCAAAGAGUUAUGAGCCCACUUCAGUAUAUCCCAACUCAUUCAGGUUUGCUGGACUUCCUUUCCCACUAUGAGCCAGGUGUACUUGGAUAUUUUGAGUUCAACACCUCACCACAGCCUCCUGGUUUUUUGACGUUCUACAUCUCUGCAUUGCAUGCACUAAAAAGAGAUCAUCAAGGAACAAUUCGUUUUGGUGUGAUUACAAGCAAGCAGGUGGCUAAAGAAAUAUCUGUAACUGAUCCUGGAACAAUUUAUAUGCAUAGACAUUUCAACGCUUCCUUAGUCUUUCCCCAUGAGAUCCUAAACUUCACUGCAGUGAAUGUCUACAGCUGGGCUUAUGAGAAUAGAGAGACCUUUAUACACUGGUUGCGACCACAUGGAAGCAAGAGUCUGCUCCUGAAUAAUGAGCUUAAGAAAGGGCCGGCUUUGCUAUUGUUUUUCCCCUUCAGCCCAUUAGCUGAAAAACAGCCACUGAUGGAGGAGAUAACAGAAGUUAUUCUUCAGUAUCGCAACUGUAAUGCCAGCAAGACCAUUCAACGUAUACUGCAAUAUUUGGAAAAGACUGAGCAGGCAGAUCAGGAAGUUCAUUCGACAGAGUCUUUCUUCUGGACUAGAAAACGUUGUUGUAACACAGUAGUGCCUUCCCAUUGGCAUUCUGUAGCUCAGACCCACAACGUAUGUGAGCUUUGUAUUAAUCAGACUCUUGGAAUUCAGCCAGGUGUGGUCCACAUUUCAGAAUGCAAUUUCAUAGAGAUGGAAGCAGCUCUGGAUUCAUUCUACCUCAGAGAGCAGACAUUUUUCCAAUUGCAAUCGAGGAUUGUAGAAUGCAGCAAUUUCUUGAGCUAUUACAGCCCAUUCAGUUAUUACACUGCUUGCUGCAGGACAUUCAGCAGUCCAAUUACAUCUGAACAUUUUGAUGCCCUUGUCUCUUCAGAACUGUUUUCCAGUGCAGAGCACAGCCAGGGGAUGAUUUCACAUAAUUUUCCUCACAUUGAGGAUAGAACAACUGGUCUUUUUGAUUUGCAUCGUACUCACAUUGCAGGACUGAGUUGUAAUACUAAUAAAACUCUAAACUUUUACUUACUGGAUUCAAACUUGCACUGGAGAUUUGCAACUAGAUUAGGAGCCAGUGAAUCUGCACAAGUGCAAGAAUUUGCUACCAUUGUUGAUCUAUGGGACGAAGUUCAUUAUGUCUUCGACCAAAAACAAGUCCUUGAUAAAUCUUCGAUUGAAAGCAUAAUAAAAAAUUACAGCAGGGCAUACAGUCCAUUACUUCGGCAUCUUAUUGCUGGAACCAAAUCUAAAGCUCAGGAAGAAUAUUUAAUAGCUGAAGUAACAACUGAGACAUUCGACAAUAUUGUACUGGAUGUUGAAAAGGAUGUCUUGUUACUCUACUACACGCAGUGGUGUGGAUUUUGCACUGUUCUCAAUCAUAUCUUCCUUCAGCUUGCUCGUCUCUUCCAUGCCAAUGAUGGAGUUGUAACAGCCAGAAUCAAUGUUGCCAAAAAUGACCUUCCUUGGGAAUAUAUGGUUGAUCGAUUUCCAACUGUUCUGUUUUUCCCCAGAAACAGGAAAGACUUAAGUGUGAAGUACCCAGAGGAUCUACCAUUAACUGUCCCCAACCUGGUGAGGUUUAUUUUACUGCACUCUGCCCAGUUAGUUCAGCAGGACCCAUUCCACUCCUGUAACCCAGAGUGUAUCCAGAAAGCAGCUGAGCUGCAGAAAGACCGCAUUAGCCAGCUGGAGGAGGAGAUAAAGAGGCUCCAUGCAGAGAUGCAGGUGUUGCACCAGGCUGAAAAACAACUGGCUUCACAGCUGUCUAUGUCUAGGCACGAGGAACACCAACUGAAGAUCCACAACAAAGCUCUACAGGAGAAAAAUGAAAAGCUCAAACAUCACAACGAGAAACUAAAAGAUCUGUACCAUCAGAGGAACACCGAGCUAGCUGAAACAGCAGCAAAAUUAAAUGAGCUUGCAGCAGUAUCAAAAAAGUUGCUCAAUGAAAAUAUUUUACUAAAAACUUACAUGACUUCAAUUGAAGAGGAGCUGGAGAUAAAUACCUACCCUUCCUCAACACCAUUUCCCAUUGAAGAAUCUGAGUUAUCUUCCACUCAUUCAGAAAGUACAGGAGCUGAAUCUCCAAACUAG
This is a messenger RNA of Mobula hypostoma (lesser devil ray), 2888 nucleotides long. RefSeq names its product thioredoxin domain containing 11 (gene txndc11). Lineage: Eukaryota; Metazoa; Chordata; Chondrichthyes; Myliobatiformes; Myliobatidae. The transcript has 12 exons. The coding region runs from base 231 to 2888 and encodes 885 amino acids. The record is from RefSeq and is a predicted model, not a curated record.